This is a messenger RNA of Pseudozyma hubeiensis SY62, 1686 nucleotides long. RefSeq lists its product as hypothetical. The record is from RefSeq and is a predicted model, not a curated record. The transcript has a single exon. NCBI's taxonomy places the organism in Eukaryota, Fungi, Basidiomycota, Ustilaginomycetes, Ustilaginales, Ustilaginaceae. The coding region runs from base 1 to 1686 and encodes 561 amino acids.
AUGAGUGCGGUCAAUCCCUCUCUCAGAUUGCAGACUGCUCUGCUCCGACCAUCUCGUCUGCGAGUCGUUCGUCCGACGCUCGCACCCCGGACACCAGCAUCAGCUUUCACCUCUCCUCGUCUGACGGCUCAAUCAAAAAGCUACUCGACAGCACCCAAUCAGCAGCAAGUCCUCCAGUCCUUCGGUACACCCUUCGCCCAAUUCAUCCACACCAUCUCGCGCAUCGCGCGUAUCAUCACCUACUCGGCACUCGGAGUCGCCACCAUCGGAGUCGUAUCGUUCGAGGCUGCUCACCAGUACGUGGAGCACGUUGCUAUGCCCGCUGCCGCCGCCGCUGCUUCUUCUUCGGAUGAUUUGUACGGGUGGAGCGAGCUGGCGCUCGAAGAGUCCUGGUCAGGCUCGCCGGAACGUCGCGGCACGGAUCCUCGACUAGGCAUCAAGGGGAGACACGCCGUUCGAUCGGCUUGGAUGUGCGUCAAUUGGGGCGGUGGGAUCUCCCCGAGUGUUAUGUUCGGGGGUGGCUCGGGUGGGAACUCCGGACUGGGUAGGACGGCGAUCACGUCGAUGAGUUCGAGCAAGGCGUUGCACGUCGACGAUGGCAUGAUCUUGGCGAUGCAGUACCUCAACCUUGCGGUCAAGAUCGCUGCUAGCAAGGGCAUCAAGCUUCCGGACACGGAUGCCAUUCGAGCUGGACUCAUCACGGAUGACGCGGCCAAGCGUGAGCUGGGCAACGUCGACCCGCUGGCCUUGGCGUUGGAAGCGAGACUGGCAGCGGUCAAGGAGAGGCAGGGUAGUCGCGGUGCACUUGAAUCGGCCAUCUCGAGCUACGAGAAGCUGUACGAUAUCGCGAGCUGGACAGAAUCGACGAGCAGGGAUCACGCGAGCAGGAGGGUGAGACUGGCGACCAAGUUGGGUGAUCUACAUUCGGCGUUGGAUCGGAAGGGGGAUGCGGAGGAGUGGUUGGCUAGGGCGGUUGGGGUUGCUGCGACGGCUGGGGCAGGGAUGCUGGAGGCAGACGUGAGCAAGGUGGAAACUGUGGCGGAGAGCAACAAGAGUAGGUUGGGAGGAUGGUUCUCUACCUCCAAGAGCUCGGUUCCCACGCAAGUCGCCGAGCCGGUCUCUGCACCAGCAGCAGUAGUAGCAGCUCCACCAGCACUCACUCGUUCGCUCAUCACCGCUCUCGUCUCGAAAUCCGCCCUGCACGCCCACACCCCCACCCCAGCAUCCCUGCAACAAGCGCUGCAGACCCAAAUGUCCGCCCUGCAGCUCUCCUCCGCCGAACUCAACCGUCUCCACCCCUUCUCCUCGACUCAACCCGGUGCGGAACUUCACAAGCUGUGGAUCCUCCACCACCAGUCCAUCUUGGACCUACACGUCGCGGAAACAGUUUUCGCGCUGACGCGUGGCUCCUCAUCGGGAAAGACGGCAUCGAAACUCAUCCCGUCCUGGUUUAAAGGGAGCAAGGAUGGGGGAAAGGCGAUCGAGUGGGUCGAACAGGCUGAUGCCCGGGCGAGGGAGGUUAUUCUCGCACUGGAGGGAAGGAAAGGAAAGGAAGAUGAGGUGUUGUUGGAUGAAAGGUGGAGCAAGGACAAGGUGGUUGCGUUGGGAGCGGGGAGGGUGUUGAGGGAUGCCAAGAGGGUGAGGGCUGCGGCGGGGAGGAGCAAGAGUACGUUGGAGGGGUUGUGA